UUGGUUGCAACUUCCUAUGACAGGUUGGCGCCGGAUGAUGGUGUGCAUGUCGCGCUUGUGGCAACCGGGCUCCGUGCUCGCAGCGCGGCUCGGAAAGCGGGUUUUGUCUUGCGGCCGAGUGGGCCUUUCAGUCCAGCACUAUAGCACCGAGGCAGCUCCUCACAUACCGGGGAUGGAGUACCAGGAUGCCGUUUGCACUCUAAACACACUUCAGACUAAUGCCAGUGCUCUGGAUGAGGUACGGCGGGUGCGAAACCACCCUGAGCUGCAGCUCCAGGCCAUGAAAGGUUUCCUGGAACGAGCUGGCCUCACAGUGAAGGAACUAGACCACCUAAACAUCAUUCAUGUGACCGGAACAAAGGGCAAGGGCUCAACAUGUGCAUUUACUGAACAGAUUUUAAGAUCUUACGGCUUCCGGACAGGAUUUUACAGUUCACCACAUUUGGUCGAAGUAAGGGAGAGAAUUCGAAUCAACGGACAACCUAUUGGGAAAGAUCUCUUUACAAAAUACUUCUGGCAGGUCUAUGGACGCCUCGAUGAAACAAAGGAAGCCAACGAUGGGACAAUGCCUGCGUACUUUCGUUUCCUCACCAUCUUAGCCUUCCAUGUCUUCCUUCAGGAGAAGGUGGAUUUGGCUGUGAUUGAAGUUGGGAUUGGCGGAGCGUAUGACUGCACCAACGUUAUAAGGAGACCUUGGGUAUGUGGUAUCUCAUCUCUAGGAAUAGACCACACUCAGAUUCUUGGAGACACCUUGGAAAAGAUUGCCUGGCAAAAAGGUGGCAUCUUUAAGCCAGGAGUCCCUGCUUUCACAGUCAAACAGCCAGAAGAGGCAAUGUCCAUGCUGAAGAGCAGGGCCAAAGAAAUCCACUGUCCCCUCUGGGUGUGUCCAGACUUAGAGCAGUACCAGGCAAACUGUGGACCUCUGAGUCUGGGCUUGGCAGGGCAACACCAGCGUGCCAAUGCCACUCUCGCCCUGCAGUUGAGUCACACUUGGUUACAAAGGAGAUGUCUACCAGAAGAAAAGUAUUUGUCCACCAGACUUAAGACGACAACUAUAUCUGAAGCACCUCCCUUUACACCUUCUCCCAACAUGAAGAAAGGACUUGCCAACACUGAAUGGCCUGGGAGGAAUCAAACAAUUAAACAUGGAGAAGUCACAUACUUUUUGGAUGGUGCUCACACCAUGCGCAGUAUGCAAGCUUGUGUGGACUGGUUCCGAGAGACAGCAGCAGAGCAUGAAAGGAAUUCAUGUGGACCUGUAGCCAGAAUCUUGCUCUUUAAUGCUACAGGAGAGAGAGACUGCGCAGCCAUGCUGAAACUUCUGAUGCCUUGCCAUUUUGAUUUUGCUGUGUUCUGCCCUAACAUCACUGAGACCAUCACUUCCUGUAAUGCAGACCAACUGAACUUCAAUGUGUCGGUGGAACACAUGUUAACCCGCUGCCUGGACAACGAGAGGAGCUGGCGCUUGCACAAUAGCACGGGGGACACAGGCAGCAACCCACUUCUGAUUGAGGACAGCUUGUCUUUAGCCCCCGACAAGAAAGCGGACACACUGGUGUUCCCCUGUAUCCUUAGCGCCCUCCACUGGAUCACACAGGGUAGAGACCCUGUGCUGGCGGACCCUUCCAAGAAAGUGUUCCCGUUGAAACCCAGUGUGAAUGCCAAAGCUGCUCCACUCUGCAAUGCAGCCCAGAUUCACAUACUUAUCACUGGUAGCCUGCAUCUGGUAGGAGGGGCACUAAAACAUCUUGUUCCUCAAUCCGCCUAGGAACUGGAAUUCCUGUUAGAAUUAGCAUGGGGCUGUUAUCUUUAUGGGCGCUAUUGUUCUGGGCAGUGGUACAGUAUCACAUAGAUGAGUGCACCCUUCACUUUUCAGCAGCCGUUUUUAGUAUAUCUUCUCAAGGGAGUGAAACUGUGUUAUAACUUUAGGGUAGUCUGUGUAUAGCUUGUAAAGUAGUAAAGAUUGAACGUACUUAACACACAGGUUACUGUACAAAAGUGUGUGUGAAACGCUGGACACUUGCCACCCUCCAUAGUUGCUAUCUUGGCUACAUAGCAGAAGGGGAGGGACUAACUUGAGUGGUUGCAAUUCACCAUUUAAAAGGAGAGGAAGCAGGCAAACAUGCGAUCGUCAACAACCGUAACCAAUUUGAGACAAAAUUUGCACAGAAAUUAAUUAGUGUACAUACACCAUUUGAGACACAACCAAUAUUUUGUGAGCACCAUUGCUAUUUAGCACAGCCUUUAAUCCAUUUAGCCAAGGAAGUAAUAAGAGUGGCAUAGUUUGAUACUGAAAUCCUCUUUCUCUCAUUUAUGGUGUCAUGGUGGCCUCACCAGUUUCGGCCGCACUCAUGCUUGACUGGCGGCUAGACUCACGUGUUGCCAGCUGUUAAAACAAUAAUUGCUGUGUUCGGUGGAUAGUUAAGCUAUAUUGUACAAAAGCUGUACACUGUCUACUCUAAAGAAUGUCUUAAGUUUCAUUUCUAGUCCCUUGAGAAGAUGCAGUACUAUAUAAAAAUUGUUGCUAAACUUUGGGGCGUGCUCUUUGUGUAAGCUGUACAGAAGAUCACUGAUAUUUGCGGAGGUUGCUUUCUAAAACCACAGAAAUGGGAUUUGUCUUGGCAAAAAUACAUAUUUUUGCACCAUAAAAAUGCUAAAUUGCGAAUAUGCAGGGAUCUAUUUAUGUUCGAGAGAAAUUGUCUCCAUGCACUGUGGAGUUCGAACUAAGGCAGCUUCAUCACCGGUGAAGCCUUAAACACUGGAGUGCCAUGUCAUCCCACUUGAAGUCAAAAAUGUGUUUACAUCGGGUGUAUAUUCAGUUUUAAAUGAUAAUAUUUUUGUACAUCACCCAUUCCAAAAGGUAUAUUUGUGUGUCUGUUUAGAUACAUGUAUACAUAGAUACAAACAUACAGUGGUAGCUCGGUUUUUGUUGUUUUUUUUCUAAACCAAAUUGUACAAAAACUGAAGCAAUUUUUCCCAUAACAAAUAAUAUAAAUCAAAUUAAUUUGUUCUGGAUACUCAAAAAUAUGAACACAAUUAUUUUUUUAUAAAGAAUUAUUUAUAGUUUACAUGUAGAAAAAUAAUUUAAUACCAAUAAAUGAUGCAUGAAAUGUAUAGAUGAAUAUUUUUAACAUCACGUUUACCUUAAUUGAAGACUCUUUGUUAGCAAAGAGGGAGGAACCACAUGGACAUGGUCGUACCGUUCUCGGAGUUUAACAUUUCAAUAGUAUUUCUCACUUUUGUCCAAGUGCUGUCACAACUUUAUUUACGCUCGUGGUGGGUUAUUUUGUAGUACUCAAAAAUUAAAACACAUUCUUUGUGGGGGCACUCCAUUCUACAGAAUGAUGUGCAGGCAAACAGACUAGUUUAGUCAUACAAUAAUUGAAAUGGUGAGGAAAACGGGGAAAAUUAUAAUGGGGAAAAACAUUUAUUACAAAAUGUAGGGCAUAUGAAAAAUCCAGUUCCACUGUACAUGAAUACAGUACCGUAUAUGUACAGUACACGUAUAUACACAAAUUAUAUCCCCUUCUACAUCCACUUAAGUCAGUUAAUGAAUAAGAGUGUAAUACACAAUAUGGUUGCAGGUGGAAGUUUUUAAUGAUUCAUGAAUGUCACAGUCACAGAAGUUCUCACUUAGUACCUCAUGUAAGCCCAUUACCCCUGCAAAUGUUUAGGAGGGGAGAUUAUGUCAUUUAAAUGUUCUAAUUUACCCUCUUACAAUGACUUCACAUGAACUUUUUCCAAUUAAUGAUUUCCCCCACUGUAACUUAAUCACAUUUGUAUAUGUCACAUAAAGAACUGAGUUAAAAAGUUUUUGGAAGUGAAUUUUGAUCCAUCAUGUCUUAAUACCAAGUCAAAUAUUUUUUUUAAUGCAAAGUGAGUGGAAAGCGUUGCAUUUGUCUCAGCCACAUUCAUUGAAGCAGGGUUUAAGUAAAACAUAAUACAUGCACUUCUGGUGGCAGCUUGUGCAAUGUGACGCAGCCUUAAUAAGGACGAGCCAGUAUUAUUCGAGGCAUUUUUCUAAAAGACAUCAGAAAUGUAUAAGCCUGCGGUAUAUAUGAGUAAUCAUUUUCUUCUGAAUACAUGUCGACCUGCCCCCUGUAAUGGCAUAUUGCCACUACAAGUUAAACACUAAAAUAAAACUGCCUAAAAACAUUCA
Molecule: messenger RNA, 4159 nt
Organism: Entelurus aequoreus (snake pipefish)
Lineage: Eukaryota; Metazoa; Chordata; Actinopteri; Syngnathiformes; Syngnathidae
Gene: fpgs
Product: folylpolyglutamate synthase
Exons: 15
Coding region: 17-1768 (583 amino acids)
Biological process (GO): tetrahydrofolylpolyglutamate biosynthetic process
Cellular component (GO): cytoplasm; mitochondrion; cytosol
Molecular function (GO): ATP binding; tetrahydrofolylpolyglutamate synthase activity
Source: RefSeq, a predicted model, not a curated record